Molecule: messenger RNA, 753 nt
Organism: Brassica oleracea var. oleracea
Lineage: Eukaryota; Viridiplantae; Streptophyta; Magnoliopsida; Brassicales; Brassicaceae
Exons: 1
Coding region: 1-753 (250 amino acids)
Source: RefSeq, a predicted model, not a curated record
AUGGGGGACUUAGCGAUAGUGACGACAUUGAAACCGAAGGAAGGGGGAUCUACGAUCAAGUGCCCUAUGUUAACCUCAUCCAACUAUAUCGUGUGGGGCAUUAGAAUGAAGAAUGUACUUAAGGUACAUAAGGUUUGGAACAUCGUUGAAACAGAAUCAGAAGAAGAAGAAAAGAACGAUUUAGCAAUCGGUCUAAUGUUUCAAGCGAUACCCGAGACCCUGGUCCUACAAGUUGGGGAGCUAAACACAGCAAAAAAGGUGUGGGAGGCUAUUAGGAUGCGACAUGUUGGUGCUGAACGAGUCAAAGAGGCCAGACUUCAAACUUUAAUGUUUGAAUUUGAUAGACUCUCGAUGAAAGAUGCUGAAAAGAUAGAUGAUUUUGCUGGAAGAUUGUCUGAAAUAUCAUCGAAAGCUGAUGUGCUGGGAGAAGAGAUUGAAGAAUCAAAACUGGUUAAGAAAUUUCUUAAAAGCCUUCCACGCAAGAAAUACAUACAUAUCGUUGCAUCACUGGAGCAAGUGCUUGAUCUUAAGACCACCAGCUUUGAGGACAUUGUUGGUCGUCUAAAAGUUUAUGAAGAGAGAGGGCCGAAGAAGAAGAGACACACGAAGAUCAUGGGAAACUCAUGUACGCAAAUUCUCAGUCUUCACGUGAGUACAAUGAUGAAUACAAAGGAAACAGAGGACGGGGUGGAAGGUCCUAUAGAGGAAGAGGCCGUGGACGUGGCUAUGGAGGCAGAGACACAUCAAGGAUAA